Molecule: messenger RNA, 392 nt
Organism: Colletotrichum navitas
Lineage: Eukaryota; Fungi; Ascomycota; Sordariomycetes; Glomerellales; Glomerellaceae
Exons: 1
Coding region: 97-354 (85 amino acids)
Source: RefSeq, a predicted model, not a curated record
AUUCAUAUGUUCUCAACCAUUGACGACGAACGGCUGUCUUCCGUUCAGUUGACAAUUGGGAAGCAGGGGUGAGAGCCUGCAAGAGGCAAGUGCCAUAUGUUGACCCUGUGGUAUUUCCUGGCAGUGCAGUUAUUGUCACUUUCCUGCCGUUUGUUGCUUAUUGGCGAUAUGUGUCUGUCGCCUCCCGAAGUCCUUCAGGUAAGCAGGCCGGCCCUUCCAAAAGACACAUGCAGGCUUCAUAACACGGAUAUGCCCUCUCAAGCCCAAGCCGGUAAUGUUAUACUAGUCAAAAUGGAAAGGCAAGUCCCGCUUCUGCUGGACCAUCAUCCUUUACUUCCCAGCACACCCUCUUGAUCUUCUACUCUGUCGUACCAUAGGAUGCUCCGGCCUGC